UUAUUGAACAAUGUUCUUGCUUAUAUAUCAACCAAUUUGCGCGACAGGUUUCAAUACGAUCUGUCAAUGAAUAUGAUUUCCUUCUUCUUCCUUGCGUGGAUCUUAAAUUCGGGUGACGCUUUCAGUGACUUUCCAUCGUUGAUGUCCACUAAUGCCUCGAUGGCGGUCGUUAUCGACAAGAGUUUUUUCGAUAAUAAGGCUGAAUAUCGCGAUACAGUAAAAAAUAUUUACAACUUUAUUACGGCAAUUACGAGGAAAGAAAUACAUAUGGCUGACAUUGACGUGCACAUCUUUGAAGGAACAAAGGUACAUAAUCUUCGAGAUUUUACGGUGCUUUUAUCCGUGACCUCAUGUUAUCAAAUGUGGAGCCUUCACGAUGCAGCGCGUAAAGAAGAUCUCGUACAUUUAGCAAUAACAGAUCAGGACUGUCCACGGCUUCCUGAUUCGGAGGGUGUGAGUAUCCCCUUAAUAUUGCCAGGCAAAGAAUUAUCCCAGAUUUUCUUCGAUAUGAGAUCGAUCGACGCUUUGCUUUGGAACAAUGUCAACAUACUGCACGACGAUACCUUCGGUGACGCAAUUUAAGCAUUAAACUUCUCGGCAUCUUUGCUAAUAUAAAAUACGAAAACAACUCAUGAAAAUACAUUUUAUUUAUGACAACUUAUAGAUAGGGACACGAUCGGCAGAGUCACAAAAGCCUUGUCGAUCUCGUUGCCCAACAAAAAAUUUAACUUGGUCUCCAGAGCAUUAUUUGCUUUUAAGCACGCUAAUUCUGAACGUAAUAGAAGGUACUAUAUAAAAAAUAUGCUUGAGAGUUUCCACGUGGAACAAUUGGGAAAAUGCUUUCUGGUAAUCGUCACGAUAGACACAGCGGCUGAUGUUAUGGAAGUUGCAAAGUCUUUAAAUAUGGCGCUACCCGACAGUCAGUGGCUAUAUAUCAUCACUGAUAGUGUAGUACGAAACUCUACAAAUAUUACCAGUUUCAUCGAUUUAUUGACGGAAGGCAGCAAUGUAGCUUUCAUUUACAAUAUGACGGACAGCGAUACAUAUUGCAAUGUCAGUUUAAAAUGUUAUAUCCAGGAGUUGGUUUCGACUUUGGCUAACGCUUUAAAAAUGUCGUUGAUGACUGAAAUAGAAUUAUACAGUCAUAUGACCGAGGAGGAGUUCGAACUCAUCCGAUUAAAUAAGCAGGAAAGACGUCAGGAAAUUCUCAAAAGUAUUAAAAUACAGCUUAUCGAGGAUACUUUUUCUACGAGCGGCGUUUGUGGCAAAUGUCUGUUUUGGCGGUUCGCUUCGGCCAUAACAUGGGGCAACUUCUUCGUUCGCGGCAAGAAUGUCGCGCACUUGAUAGACUCGGGAACGUGGAUACCCGUCCUAGGUGCGAAUUUUACAGACGUUCUUUUUCCACACGUAGUGCACGGUUUCCGAGGGAUCAGAAUACCAAUCGCUACGUAUCACAAUCCGCCGUGGCAAACUAUCUCGUUGACUAAUUCUGGCGAAAAGGAAUACGGAGGACUCCUCUUUGACGUUGUGAAAUAUCUAGGGAAAAAAUUGAACUUUACCUAUAAUGUGCUCAGCCCGGCGAUCAAUCAGACCAAGUUCACUCGUAACGCUACUGUAGCCAAUGUGGUGUUAACGUCGACAACGAGAGAAAUGCCAUCGCAGAUAAUAGAUAUGAUUCUGGAGAAAAAGGUCCUUCUUGCAGCCUGCGCGUACACCGUGAAUGACUACGGAAAAAAACAGAUCAAUUUUACCUUGCCGAUUUUUAUACAGACAUAUAGCUUCCUAACUUCAAAACCGGGCCAACUUUCUAGAGCGUUAUUGUUCACCGCGCCCUUUACCAAAGAGACGUGGGCCUGCGUGGCAGCAUCCAUUAUUAUAAUGGGCCCGAUAUUGUACCUGAUUCACAAGUACAGUCCAAGCAGUACGAAGACAUCGGGGCUCAACUCCUGCUGGCAAUGCGUAUGGUACAUCUAUGGGGCUCUUCUUCAGCAAGGGGGAAUGUACUUACCCCAUUCCGAUAGCGCUCGCCUGUUGGUUGGUGUCUGGUGGUUGGUUGUGAUGGUCUUAGUAGCAACCUAUUCCGGAAGUCUGGUCGCGUUCCUAACAUUCCCAAAUACAGAUAUUGCCAUCUUGACCGUGAAUGAUCUUAUUGCUCAUAAAAACAAAUUAACUUGGGGCUUUCCUAAUGGCAGCUUUUUAGAGGAAUAUCUAAAGAAUGCCGAAGAAGAAAAGUAUCAUAUUCUUUUGGAGCGGGCUAUAAUUCAUAACGCGACACAAGAAGCGGAUAUGAUUGAGCAGAUAAAGAUGGGCAAGCACGUGUUAAUUGAUUGGAGAAGCACAUUGAGAUUCUUGAUGAGAAGUGACCUGUUAUUAACUAAGGGAUGCGCCUUUUCUUUGAGCACUGAUGAAUUUAUGGACGAGCCCAUAGCGAUGAUUAUCGCAAAGGAUAGUCCUUACAUAAAAAUCAUCAACGCUGAGUUGCACCGCAUGCACGAGUCUGGAUUAAUGAAUAAGUGGAUAGCGGAGCAAAUACCGGUGAAAGACAAAUGCUCGGACAGUUUCGCCAACCAGGUCGUGGAAGAGCGCAAAGUAAACGUCACGGAUAUGCAGGGCAUAUUUUUCGUGCUUUUCAUGGGCGUGACUGGAUCGAUAUUUCUUCUGUGCUGCGAGUUUUGCUGUCAUAAGCGGCAAGUGUCGAAGCGGCGUAAAUUGAUUCAGCCUUUUAUCUCUUGAAUCGGACAGAGCCGAGGAUAGAUGAUAGAUUAAAUACGUUUCUACUUCUCGUGAAAUAGCUUCACGGCUAGAACAUCUGCAUGCGCAAUUAGACUUUAUCGUUGCUUAUAUCUAGUGUUAAUUACAGGGACCAUUCUCGCUUAAGUAUAGAGCGACUCCUCGAGCUACAUGUACCGAUUAUUUUAUUGUAAAUUAUGUACUUAGGUGACACGGUUUUCUGGCACAGAAGUUUUCUUUUACAGUUACCUAUUUUACAGUUGUAUAGCUGUAUUUUACAGUUAAAGUAAAUUUUAGAAAGAUCUUUGCAAAUUGAAAUAAUAUGAUAAAAUAUAUGCUUUUACGCUUAGUACAAGUUUUAUCUU
This is a messenger RNA of Acromyrmex echinatior (Panamanian leafcutter ant), 3095 nucleotides long. It is a transcript of the gene Ir93a, whose product is annotated as Ionotropic receptor 93a. Lineage: Eukaryota; Metazoa; Arthropoda; Insecta; Hymenoptera; Formicidae. Gene Ontology annotation, molecular function: ligand-gated monoatomic ion channel activity; signaling receptor activity. Gene Ontology annotation, biological process: monoatomic ion transport. Gene Ontology annotation, cellular component: membrane. The record is from RefSeq and is a predicted model, not a curated record.